Messenger RNA from Esox lucius (northern pike), 1340 nucleotides. It is a transcript of the gene ppa2, whose product is annotated as inorganic pyrophosphatase 2. The coding region runs from base 30 to 1046 and encodes 338 amino acids. Gene Ontology annotation, cellular component: cytoplasm. The record is from RefSeq and is a predicted model, not a curated record. The transcript is spliced from 12 exons. Gene Ontology annotation, biological process: phosphate-containing compound metabolic process. Gene Ontology annotation, molecular function: magnesium ion binding; inorganic diphosphate phosphatase activity. NCBI's taxonomy places the organism in Eukaryota, Metazoa, Chordata, Actinopteri, Esociformes, Esocidae.
CAGGAACUAAAUUAAACGAAGCUGCUACAAUGCGUGCGCUUCUGCGUUCGUCUUUACGCUACACUGUGGUAUUUCUUGGUUCGCAUCCAGCCUUUAAAAACGAGCUCGUCACCACCGCAAUUCUAACUAAAAAUAUGCAUUAUCAAACCGAAGAGCGAGGACGUCCGAACUCCCUUGAUUACAGGAUAUAUUUUAAAAACUCUGAUGAUCAAUACAUUUCUCCCUUCCACGAUAUUCCACUUGUUUCCAAGGGAGAUCAGGAAAACGACGUGCCAUCUAAAAAACAGAAGAAGAAUGAGAAUGAGGUUCUGUAUAAUAUGGUGGUGGAAGUACCUCGAUGGUCCAAUGCCAAAAUGGAGAUCGCAACUAAGGAACCACUGAACCCGAUCAAGCAGGAUGUGAAAAAGGGCAAACUUCGAUACGUGGCCAACGUCUUCCCUCAUAAAGGUUACAUCUGGAACUACGGGGCACUCCCACAGACGUGGGAAGACCCGAACCACACGGAUCAAGACACCAAGUGCUGCGGGGAUAAUGACCCCCUUGACGUCUGUGACAUCGGCACACCGGUGUGCUCCCCGGGCCAGGUGAUUCAGGUCAAAGUGCUGGGGGUCCUGGCCAUGAUCGACGAGGGCGAGACGGACUGGAAGCUGAUAGCCAUCAAUGCUGAUGACCCGGAGGCUCCCACCCUAAACAGUAUUGAAGACGUCCGCAAGAGCAGACCCGGUCAUUUAGAGGCCACAGUCGACUGGUUUAAAAAAUACAAAGUGCCCGACGGCAAGCCCGAAAACCAGUUCGCAUUCAAUGGACAGUUCAAAGACAAGGAUUUUGCUGAGCAGGUCAUUAAGUCCACUCACGAGCAUUGGAGGGCACUGGUGCAAAAGCAGACUAAUGGUGGCGAGAUAGAUUGUACAAAUGUCUCUGUCUGCGAGAGCCCUUUCAAAUGUGGGGUAGAUGACGCCUGCGUUGUGGUCAGAUCGGCUCCUGCUUUUGGCGAGGCACUUCCUGUAUCUCCAGAAGUCAACAGGUGGCAUUUUCUGUCCAAGUAAUUUGGGACAGGAGUUGUUCGAUGGGCAAAGCUACAUCCACCUCGGUCCGGUAUUCAAACGAAGCACUUCACAUAUUGUAAAAUCUUUGGGAAAUUUGUGUUUCUAACCUUCAUUUCAAAUUAGGAUUUUGGUUUUCACAUUUUUUAUCAUGUAAAAUAUUUGAGUAUAUUAUCAAAUGUUUUAGUCUCAUGUUUGAGGCUAAUGUUGUUGUACUUGUCACAGUUCAGAAAGCCCACUACUGUUUUAUUUAAAAGUGCCAAUAAAAUAGGACUUUAAAUAAAAACAUUCUCUGAU